Molecule: messenger RNA, 2354 nt
Organism: Rhododendron vialii
Lineage: Eukaryota; Viridiplantae; Streptophyta; Magnoliopsida; Ericales; Ericaceae
Product: L-type lectin-domain containing receptor kinase IX.1-like
Exons: 2
Coding region: 114-2219 (701 amino acids)
Biological process (GO): protein phosphorylation
Cellular component (GO): plasma membrane
Molecular function (GO): carbohydrate binding; protein kinase activity; ATP binding
Source: RefSeq, a predicted model, not a curated record
UCAAAAAAAAAGAGAAAGCUCUUGUGGCUCCGAAUGUAUUACAUAAGACAUCAAAGAGCAUGUAAAUUCAACUCCAUCCGAAUGAACAUCCUGGCUCCGUCCCAAUAACAGCCAUGGCGCCCAUCUGCUACUCCCAAAUUUUGCUAUAUUCUCUCUCCGUAUUCUUGUUUUUUAUUUCGGAAUCAGAAACACUAACCUUCAACCUGUCCAACAUAGGCCCUCAACAUCAAAACGUCUACAUAAGACCAUUCCAAGAUGCCUAUAUCUCAUCCCAAGGCCUCCAAGUCACCUCCGAUGAAAGAAGCACCAAUUUGCUGCAAAGAUUUGGUAAGGCCACUUACUUCGAACCCCUUCACCUUUGGGAUAAAUCCACUGGAAACUUAACAGAUUUCUCUACCCAUUUCACUUUCGUGAUUGAUUCCAAAGGUCUUCCUCAUUUCGCUGAUGGAAUUGCCUUCUUUCUCACUCCGAAGGGGUCAGAGUGGUCAGAUUAUGGACAUGGUAGUACAAUAGGUCUGCCAAUUAAACAUGGUGGUCAAGAACCCUCUAGCCCUUUUGUUGCUGUGGAGUUUGAUACGUGUCAGAACGUUGAUGUGGACCCAGUCGAUAUCAGCCCUGUUACUCAUGUAGGUAUCAAUGUCAAUUCUCUUAAUUCAACUAAUUUUUCAGUUUGGCACUGUGAUAUACCUCAGGGGAUAGAGAAUGAGGCUUGGAUUACGUAUGAUUCAAGCUCAUUCAAUUUAAGUGUAGUCGUUACUGGUUCUAUUAAUAAUUCCAGAGUGUAUGAUACCAUUCAUUCCAUUAUUAAUCUAAGGGAUUACUUACCUAACCGGGUAACAAUUGGGUUCUCAGCUUCAACAGGAUGGGCUUUUGAGACACAUACGAUAAAAUCAUGGGAUUUUAAUUCAAGUUUGGUAAUUAGUGAGACCAAUACAACUGUUACAGUAAAUACAGAAAAUAGGAAUGUUACAGAUCCAGGGAUCAUACCAGGAUCGAAAAAAAUCUCCCUGGGAGCUGUGGUGGGAUCAGUUGUCGGCUCGGGUGUUUUAGUUGGUGCGUUUGUUUUGGUUGGAUUUGGCUUUUGGAGGAGAAGGAGAGCAAAAGAAGAGGAUGAGUUUGAAGUUGAGAUGUCCAUGGAAAACGAAUUCGAGUCUGGUAGUGGGCCGAAGAAAUUUUCCUACGGCCAAUUAUCUCGGGCUACAAAUAACUUUGAGGAGGGACAAAAGCUUGGAGAGGGAGGGUUCGAUGGAGUUUAUAGAGGUUUCUUGAGGGAAUCCAAUUCUUAUAUUGCUGUCAAGAGGAUAUCAAAGGGGUCAAAACAAGGGAUAAAGGAGUAUGCAACGGAAGUGAAGAUCAUUAGCCGGUUGAGGCAUAGGAAUUUGGUGCAACCCAUCGGUUGGUACCACGAAAAGAAAGAACUACUCCUCGUUUAUGAGUUCAUGGAAAAUGGCAGCUUAGAUUUCCAUCUCUUCCAAGGGAAAAGCCUAUUGACAUGGGGAACAAGGUAUAAAAUCGCCCAAGGUUUGGCCUCAGCAUUGCUCUAUCUACAUGAAGAAUGGGAGCAAUGUGUUGUGCAUAGAGAUGUAAAAUCAAGCAAUGUGAUGUUGGACUCGAACUUCAAUGCCAAAUUGGGAGAUUUUGGGUUAGCUAGAUUUGUCGAUCACGAGAAACAGCCCGAAACAACUCUUUUGGCCGGGACCAUGGGGUACUUGGCAUCGGAAUGUGUGGUAACAGGUAAAGCUAGUAAGGAAUCAGAUGUCUACAGCUUUGGAGUCGUGGCGUUGGAAAUAGCUUGCGGGAGAAAACCACUUGAUUCGAAGGUGCCAGAGUCUCAAAUGAGACUAGUGGAAUGGGUUUCGGACCUCUAUGGAAUGGGAAGGUUAUUCGAAGCAGUGGACGCAAAACUAGGCUCGGAUUUUGAUGAGCAAGAAACAGAGCAUUUGAUGAUUGUUGGUCUUUGGUGUGCUCACCCGGAUCAUAAUUUCUGGCCUAAAAUCAGACAAGCAAUUCAUGUGCUUAAUUUUGAAGCCCCAAUGCCCACUCUCCCACCAAAAUUGCCCGUGCUAUCAUUUUUUCCUCUUCCAUUGAGCACUACCACCAAUAGUUCUAACAUCAGCCAAAACCAGUAUUCCAGCUAUACUUACAACACAGAUUCUUCUAAGUUCACCUCAUCUUCUAGUGCUUCGUCUCCAUCUAUAUCACUUUUGAAUAAAGAGUAAUUGGAUCAAUUACUUUUAGAUUUUGGAUUGUGGAUCAUAGAUUUUCGGAUUAUAAUGAGAGUCGGUAAGUUUGUUCAAAUAAUAUGAGUAGUUCACUUUUCUUCCUAUUGGUCUAGAUAGUUUUUAGAUUCAGUA